Messenger RNA from Ceutorhynchus assimilis (cabbage seed weevil), 5133 nucleotides. The record is from the annotation of a GenBank genome assembly. Lineage: Eukaryota; Metazoa; Arthropoda; Insecta; Coleoptera; Curculionidae.
CGGGUCGAUUGGAAAAUUCGUUCGGCGUUUUUUUUUUUCCUUAUAUUAUUUGUGCCCUUUCGGCAUGCGGUGCACUUAGAACUUUUUUCCAACGUGAAUCGACGCGCAGUGCGAUCAACAAGUGACAAAAGGAUAAGCGACUUUACCUAGUAGGCCGUUAAUGAUUCUAGGCGAGGCAGCCGCGGCCAUGAUCAUCUCCAAGGAUCUAUUUCUUCUCGGAGACCAAGAUUACUUGCGCCUGCCCAAUAAAGACGAGAAAAGGUCCCAAGGGCCCAAUAUGGGCCGUACCAAUACUGCCCCCAAUCACAGAGUAGACUCAACUGCAGUCCAUUUUCCAUGUCUCCUAGACCAAAGGCCUUUGCCAGUCCAUCUGGCAUUCAGAGGCAUUUCCGUUUCGGUCGGUGGACGUCCCAUUUUGGAAGACGUCGACGGAUUGGUGCGUCCCGGCCAAGUUUUAGCUGUGAUGGGACCUAGUGGAUGUGGUAAAACUACCCUUUUGAACAGCCUCAGUGGUAGACUCAAGCUAGAUUCCGGUCAAAUUUAUUUCAACAGAGAUCCCCUAUGCAAACGAUGGAAACGUAAAAUAUGUUAUGUUCUUCAACAAGACAUAUUUUUUCCAGAUCUAACUUUAAGACAAACCUUAGAAUACCAAGCAAGACUGAGAUUAUCGGACGUAAUGUCGCACGCACAAAAAAUGCAAUACGUCGAUCAUAUCAUAGAUGUUUUAGAAUUAAAUAAUUGUCAAGACACAAUCAUCGGGGACUAUCUCAAAAGGGGUUUGAGCGGGGGCGAAAAGAAAAGAGCAAAUAUUGCCUGCGAAUUAUUGACAAAUCCAUCGCUGAUGCUUUUGGAUGAACCAACGUCAGGUUUGGAUUCACACGCAGCUCACAGUCUAAUGAUGACAUUGAAACGAUAUGCAGUUUCUGAAGGAAAAACUGUAGUGAUAACGUUACACCAGCCUUCGUCACAGAUCUUCCAUUUAUGUGAUAAGCUCCUGCUGCUUUGCAAUGGCAGGACUGCUUAUUUCGGUGACACCUGUAAAGUAGUGGAUUUUUUCAGCAGCGUUGGACUUAACAUUAUGCCUCACUACAAUCCAGCCGAUUUCAUUUUGGAACAAAUCAAAGGACCUCAGGAUGUACGACAGAAAAUUAUACUAGCGGCCGAGGAAGCGAGAAAAAACAAAGACUACCCCAUAGAAUUAAGAUGUCACGACGUUUCGUUUAUUACGGAAAAGUACGACCAUAAAAUUUUGCCACCAUCACAUGGACCAUAUCCUAGUUUAGAACAAGAUGCAUUAAACCAAAUGGAACCCGACGUGAGACGAUUGUGGUUGGAUACGCACUCGCACGCCUCCUCGUCGGUCAGUUCCGAUACCAACGACGCAGACUGUUACUUUUCCUGGCCCACAAGCUUCUGGACGCAAUUCAAAGUGUUGGCGCAACGGAAUUUCCAGGAAGCAAGGCCGAGGAUGUUGUCGAAAUUGAAUUGGGUUCAAACUAUUGGUUUGGGUAUUUUGGCGGGUCUCUUAUGGUUUCAGCUUGAAAGGAGAGAAGAGGCCUUGCACGAUAUCCAAGGAUGGAUGUUUUUUUCGACGACAUAUUGGAUGUUGUUUGCUCUAUUUGGAGCUUUAAGUUCAUUUCCUCCAGAACGUGAAGUAAUAAACAAAGAAAGGCGAUCUGGUGCCUACAGAUUGUCCGCCUACUAUCUAGCCAAAAUGGUUGGAGAGUUACCAUUAACCAUCACCCUUCCAGCUAUUUAUCAUUUUAUUUCAUAUCCUAUGUUAGGAUUUCAUUCACCGUUAGUGUUCCUUACUCUAUUAGGUUUCUUAUUAUUAAACACUGUUGUAGCUCAAAGUGUUGGAUUUUUCAUUGGAGCCUGUUGUAUGGAUAUGCAGGUUAGCAUAACCAUGAGUGCCCUAUACACUCUAGCCACUCAACUAUUCGGAGGUUAUUUAGCCACAAAUAUUCCUCCAUGGUUGACGUGGAUGAGAUAUACCUCAAUGGUACACUACGCUUACCAAAAUAUGCAAAUUGUUGAGUUCAGCGAUGGUUUGCCGAUACUGUGCGCGAAAAAAUCUAAAUUCGCUAUUUGCCAAAUGUCUGACUCUAUACCGGUUACGUCGAUACUAGAGGCCCAAGGGACUUACCUACCUUUGUGGGCCAACACGUUAGUUCUCUUAGGUUUCCUGUUCGUUUUUAGGUUGCUGGGCUAUAUGGUUCUCAGAUACUUUAACACACCCAAAUAAUAUUAUUCUUUUUAACCUAAAUUUAGCACUGGAAAACAAGAAUUUAAUAUUAUGCCAAAAAAAAAGAGAAAAAUAUAAGAUCACUGAUUUAAUAAUAAUUAUUAUUGAAUAUUUUAUUCUUAAUGUUGAUGAAAUGUAUAGACUGAUUGUAUUAGAUUUUAAAAUUUCAGAACAAAAUCUCAAAUAAUUAAUUUAAAAAAAAAAUAGUUAGGUGCAUAUAGCCUUUUUCUAUUAGGCAAAACGACUGCUUUUCUAAUUUUUCAAAAAAACAGUUCUGCCACUUUUUUUUCCAGUGUUUAAUCGUUUUUUUAAUACCAAAUUGUGAUAUCUACAAUAGUUUUCUGAAUAAGAACGCCACCGAUAAUUAAUUAAUCGAUUAGUUAUGUAUUUAUUCGAUAAUCAGGUAAUUAUUUCUUUUCACAGAUAAUAAUUUGUAACGUUUCCUCCCGAUAUUUUUUGAGAAUUUUAUAUGAAUGCCUACAUUACAUUAUUACAUUACUACUACUACAGUUAAGUGAGUUAUAUUUUGGACAGUUUUUCUGCAAAACAAAAAUAACCCAUAAUAGAAACAUACACAGGCUGUGCUUAAGAGUAACUUUUUUCAUAACUUUUAAUUUUUUUUUUAUAUAAUCAUUAUUAUUACAUUUAAGUGUUAGUUUUUAAGUGUAAUCAUUCCAGUUACGUUUUCAAAACUGAUUUUGGAUCAAAAUAAGGCAAAAAGGAGUGGCUGCACCAUGUGCCUUUUCAAAAACAAGUAUUCUACGUGCCAAUAAAAAUUAUUAUUUUUUUCGUUAAAAAUAAGCAACCAGCUAUAGCUACUGCCAGACACUGAAAGGGAGAAUUUCGUUUUUAAGGUUUUUAAUCACUAAAAAUUAUGCGUGCACUGUGACUGAAUUGUGUGAUACCGUUGGUUUAUAGUUUAGGAAUGGUGCUAAAGAUUUAUUGGAUUUGUGACGAAAUAGAGCUCAGAAUCUUUAUUGUUUUAACGAUAUCAGAAUGUCCAUUUCGACUAAGCUGGAUUUUGAUGUUCAUAUUUUGAUGUUAUAUUCCUAUAAUUACACUGAAAUGUUAUUCCGUAGCUCAUGAAACAAAGCUAUAAAGAUCCUAAAGUAAUAACUGAUAAAUCCCACUAAUAGAAAAUCAUUUGGUGUCAGCUCUAUUUUGUCUCAAUACCAAAACAAUCACUUGUGUUCUUUUGAAGAAAAUUUAUUAAACCUCUAUUUUUUUUUCAAUCAAUCACUGUUCAGAAACCAAUAAGACUGCUUCGUAAUUUUUUCAAGCAUCAUUUUUUUUUCAUUAAUUUUCCCAAUACUCAUAUACAUAAAAUAUAAUUCAUUUACAUCACCAUGCAUUUUUUUUUCUGUCAUAAUUAUUAGAUUAGUAAUUAAGUUCAUACCUGACGAUGAUGAUUACCAAUUAAGUGUUCCAUCAUAUUUAGUCAAAGACAACCUACGGCCCCAAGAAUUGUUGCAAGCUCACCAAAAAAAACACGGAACCUUGUACAGAUAUUUUUAUUAUUUAUUUUUUAUCAAUUUGUGUUUUUUUGUGUGGGGAAUAAAAUUGGAGGGGCUCGUAUGUAAUAUAACCAUAUACAGAAUAUGUUUUUUGCCUCUUUUUUUUUUGUUGUCUCUUUAAUCUUAUGUAAAUAUUUUAUUUAGGUUUAUCAUUUAUGUGUAAAUACCAAAUGGUGGGUCAUCCGAAUGCCUUUUUGGUGACCCACCAAGGAUCCUAUACGAAAUUUUUCGGAAAUUCUUCUCCUAUUUAUAUCAAAAUGUAUCCCCUUUUUCGUAUGUAAUCUAGUAAGCACAUUAUUAUAUUUAUGUAAGUAUCUAUAAAUUUUAGGACAAUAAAUAUUAAGAAUAAGAUCCGAAUUUUAAAAUCAGUGAGCGAAAAAAAAUUGAAUGUACACUGAUUUUUCAAUGCAAAAGGACUAAACUACAAUAUUGAAUUUGUGUUUUUAGUUUUACCUUAAAAGAAGUCCAAUAAUAAUUAUCAUGUGCAUGUUCAAUCAUUAUCAACAUAUAUGAUGAGUCUUGGCCUACUUUUCUCAUAUCUUCCUUGAUGUUUCUCUAUAUCAUCAGCAAAGAUCAUAAUUUGAUUUUUGUUUUCAUUUGAGCGAUUCUAAUGAUUUUUUUGAGAAAAUUGUACAGAAGAGAGCCUGGAAUUCUUAUAAAUAUUUCUACAAGAAGCAUAACAUCUCUGUUAAAAAUAUGUCAUAAUAAUUUUCUGCUCCUUCAACUUUAUAUGGAUUGAGGAGUUUUUUAGAGUCUUGUCUCUAGUUAAGAACUUUUUUCUGUCACGUCAGCUCAAGGCAAAAAGCUCAUUUUCUCAUACUUUCAUUGGUUUCUCAAUGCUGACGUUGUCCUUUUCAUCUGCAUUUGAAAUUAUUUGUAUUUUCUUUUAAGGUAAAAUUUAAAAAAUUAAUUCUACCAUAGUAAAAUUUAUUGUUAAAAAAACAAGUUUAGGCAAUCUUUUAUACACAUUUUUUUUUUAGAACAUUAUAUCGAUGUUACUAGGUGUAAAUCAAAAGAAAAUUUUAAUCAACUAUUCGCUUUUUGAUGUUCGAAAUUUUACUGAAAAUUAUAAUAUUUGUAGUCCAUCUAAUAAAUAAAUAAAAAGACCAAACCUCGUACUGCCAUUUUUUAUAUAAAUAAAUUUAAAAAAUUCCUGUAUUGUUUUUUUUUAAUAUUGAAAUAAAUGUUAAUAAAUAUCGAAAAAAAAAAAUGUAUUCAUAUCAUACUUUUUCUUUUCUUCCUUCCUUAUAUACCUUUUUUUAGAUAAUAUUGAGUUAUGUUAUUUGUUCAUUGUGUAUAUUUUAAAACAACCACAACCAUCAUAUUAUUAUUAUUGUACAGACAAAAAAAAAAAUUAGAAACUCCUUGUAUUUA